CUAGAAUUGAACUAGAACUGAAAUUGAACUGAACUAGGACCGAACUAAAACUGAAGUAAAGUUGAAGUGCAACUGAACUAGAUUUUAACUAGAACUGAACUAAAACUGAACUAGAACUUAGCUUGAAUUUAGGACUAGUUCUGUGUUAAUGAGGCAUUCUUUACUAUAUUUAUUUUUUUAAUUUUUAAUAUUUUUUUUUAAAUCCUCUGAAUAUCAACAUCUAUGAAAGACCUUUUAGGUCUAAGCUAAAUGCUUAUCAAUACUCUUUUACUCUCUGAAUAUUUUUGAUUACAUUGUAUGUAAAAAUUCAAUUUUAUAUGAUUUCAAACUUCAUUAUUAAGUUCGAUAAUAUGCAUGUCUGAAAAUACAAAACGAUAGAUAAAAAUUUAAUCAAAGACAGCAUGAGUGAGAUGAGUCGAAACAGAUAUUUUAAAGAAUUGAUAAAAUUAUGAAAACAUAUACUUGUUGACUAGAGGUCACAAUUCUUUUGUAAUGUUUUCAUUUAGGAUUGAAUGGAACAUACAUUGAUCAGUAAUCUAAUGAAAAUCGAAUCGAAAUCAUCGCCAUCAAUUUGACACUAAGACAGACUUUAUAGAGUCUUGCUUUUGACAACUCAUUUCACUCAUUAAUAAUAAUGGGAAACACUUUUAACAAUCUACUUCUUUAAAUCUCUGCCACCUAGUGGGUGUAUGUAUAUUUACUCCAGUAACUUAGUUAAAACAUCUUUUGAAAAAAAUUCUAAUAACUGAUAAGUACUCAUCAUCAUUAUAUACGAAGAAAUCAAUGUCGUAAGCAUACGAUUUAGUUCAAAAACAAUUUUGAAAGUGUAAUGUACUGAUAUUUUCAAUAUUUCUAAACCCGGAAACGAAAAUGCGACAAACUGGUAAAAUUAUCAUAAAUAAAGUGGAGAAAUCAAAAACAAAAGUGAAAAAUGUCCAAACGAAUUCAGUUAAGUCUAAAACUCCCUCAUACUGUCAAAUAAUCGAAUUUAUAUUGGUCUCUAUAAAUCGUUUACUAAUCGGUUUUGUUACGAUUUAUAUGAGUUGGAUGUGUUUGCGUUUGAAAUACGAAGAUAUACCUUUUCAUGCGGUCUUGUGUACUUUAGGGUUUGUUUGCUUGAUGUCUGAGGGUUUAUUGUCACAUUAUCGUGGUAAUGCUUGGACUUUAUUAUGUUUUCGCACCGAAAAAACUCGUACUCAUUGGAUUUUACAAUUAACCGGUUCGAUAAUUGGUUUGAUUGGAAUUGGUAUUAAGUGUUACAUAGAGGAAGUACAUUUUCAUACAGUGCAUGGUUUAGUGGGUUUAGCCACAGCUGCUCUCCUUACACUAAGCCUUCUAACAGGCUUAAGUGCCCUAUAUGCCACGGAAAUGAAGCACUAUAUGCAACCUUUAUGCAAUAAAGCUUUUCACAAUAUCUGGGGUUUAUUAACCUUUACACUGGCCAUGAUCAGCAUGUAUACCGCUUAUGAAACGGAAAUAUUUUUUCAACAUUCUUUAGAUGCAGCCAAUUACAAAGAUUUCAAAUGGUUAAUACAAUCGUGUAUAAUUAUAAUAUGGUUAUUAACCUGUUAUGGUCCAUUAUGGUGUUUAAUUUAUUCAAAAUUAUGUAGAACUUGUUAAAAUGAAAUAAAACUAUUACUUUUUUAGUUUUAGAGGUUAACAUAAUAAUAAUUUUUAUUUGAAAACAUUUAAAAGUUU
Molecule: messenger RNA, 1698 nt
Organism: Lucilia cuprina (Australian sheep blowfly)
Lineage: Eukaryota; Metazoa; Arthropoda; Insecta; Diptera; Calliphoridae
Exons: 3
Coding region: 871-1620 (249 amino acids)
Molecular function (GO): transmembrane monodehydroascorbate reductase activity
Source: RefSeq, a predicted model, not a curated record